UUCGAGACAAUAAAAUGGUUAAGAGUGUAGGCUGAUUAAAUUAUUACUGAUUACAUUUUUACAUUUGCAUAUUGUUUACUCUUUUUUUAACCUGGUUUAAACUACGUAAGGAAAACUGGUCACUGUUGUUUCGUCGUUGCCUAGAAACACAGACGCCAAGAAAAGUCUUCCAAACAAGCUGUCAGUUGUCAGUGUUGCAGCGCGAGACUGUAGUUUAUAUCAACAGACAAAACAACAAAAUAGACUCAUAAUCACCGUGAAAUGGAAAAGAUGCAUAUCGACAAACAUGCAACCAAUGCAGUGGAGGCCUACUUAGAAUACAGAAGGAUUGUUGGGGAAGAUGAUAGAGGGAGGAUGUUUUCAGAGGAUGAGUACAAGAAAUACAAAGAGACAGUGGUGCCAAGAAGAAUACGGAACCGCCUUUAUGUCAGUUUUGGCAUCCCGGGACAGAUAGACUGCAUACUCGUUGGACCAGAGACACCUUGCUUCUGUACACACAGGUAUAAACAACACUGCUCAGACUUUGAGGAGUUGCCAAAGGAAAGGCCUAUACUCCUGCCCUGUAGGGUCAACGGUUGUCACUGUGUGUCCUAUGAAUACGUUCAUAUCAACGGCUCUAAACCAGUGCGCUGCCAAUGCAAACACACAACCAGUGAACACACUGAAGUUACAGGGCACCUGUGCAAGAAAUGCACUCAGUGUACUGGUUAUCGAAGUCCAUUCACUUGCGGUUGUGGUCAGCCUGGAUAUGCCCAUGUGACGGUGGUUGAAACCAGGGAAGAGCGCAUGACACGGGGUCAUCCAGUGGGCAGAGCUGUUCCUUAUGCGGCUAUGGGAGGCCUGACUGGGUUCAGCUCACUGGCCGAAGGCUACCAGAGACUGGACCCCAGUGGCAUUGGCAAUGCAUAUGAACAGCACACACAAUAUCAAUGAUUUGAUGCCAUUACAAACAUAAUGUUAGCAUUAGGUUAGCACACACCUUUAGAGUCAACAUAACUCUUAUUUUAUUCAAAGUAUGUGGCUAUACAUAUAGUUAUGUGAAAAAGUUAGGACACCCUAUUGAAUUCCAUGGUUUUCUGUAUCAGGGCAUAAUAAAAAAAAAUCAUCUGGUCCUUGGCAGGUCCUUAAAAUCAUCUGGUCCUUAAAAUUUGGAAAAUAAAACCUCAGAUUAACAUA
Molecule: messenger RNA, 1176 nt
Organism: Megalobrama amblycephala (Wuchang bream)
Lineage: Eukaryota; Metazoa; Chordata; Actinopteri; Cypriniformes; Xenocyprididae
Gene: fam221a
Product: family with sequence similarity 221 member A
Exons: 4
Coding region: 262-933 (223 amino acids)
Source: RefSeq, a predicted model, not a curated record